Molecule: messenger RNA, 293 nt
Organism: Gymnodraco acuticeps
Lineage: Eukaryota; Metazoa; Chordata; Actinopteri; Perciformes; Bathydraconidae
Product: retinal cone rhodopsin-sensitive cGMP 3',5'-cyclic phosphodiesterase subunit gamma-like
Exons: 3
Coding region: 66-293 (75 amino acids)
Biological process (GO): visual perception; positive regulation of epidermal growth factor receptor signaling pathway; positive regulation of G protein-coupled receptor signaling pathway
Cellular component (GO): photoreceptor outer segment membrane
Molecular function (GO): cGMP binding; 3',5'-cyclic-nucleotide phosphodiesterase activity
Source: RefSeq, a predicted model, not a curated record
CUGGAAACACACAAACUAAUCAGAGAGACAGCAAGAAGCCCACAGCAAAUAACAGUGCUUAAAAGAUGGCCGACGCAGGCGUUGCAGUUCCCGCCGACAAGAAGGCCCCUCCCAAGUUCAAGCAGAGGACCACUCGUACCUUCAAGAGCAAAGCCCCUAAACCCGGCCAGAAGGGAUUCGGAGACGAAAUCCCCGGCAUGGAGGGUCUGGGCACAGACAUCACCGUGGUCUGCCCAUGGGAAGCCUUCGGGGACAUGGAGCUCAGCGACUUGGCCAAAUAUGGAAUCGUCUAG